Cucumis sativus (cucumber) is the source of this 1142-nucleotide messenger RNA. RefSeq names its product NAD-dependent malic enzyme 59 kDa isoform, mitochondrial-like. The record is from RefSeq and is a predicted model, not a curated record. Gene Ontology annotation, cellular component: mitochondrion. The transcript is spliced from 10 exons. Gene Ontology annotation, biological process: pyruvate metabolic process; malate metabolic process. Gene Ontology annotation, molecular function: NAD binding; malate dehydrogenase (decarboxylating) (NAD+) activity. NCBI's taxonomy places the organism in Eukaryota, Viridiplantae, Streptophyta, Magnoliopsida, Cucurbitales, Cucurbitaceae. The coding region runs from base 308 to 883 and encodes 191 amino acids.
AAGACCUUUUACAUGCUACAUUAAGAUAUAUCAAGGUUGGAGACCAAAGUUGAGAGGCUAAAGUCGGUAGUACAAGUUAAAGAUAGGGAGAUUGCAACAGUUACACGAAUAGAAGCCAAAGGUAAGGCUGCUUUUAAAGCUCAAAUUGACAAGCUACAGUAGGAAAAUGUUGAACUCCAGAGAAGGGUUAUUGGCAAUCAGCAAGUAAGAACUCAACAAAUACAUGAGAUGAAGAAGAAAAAAAGGAGUACAUCAAAUUGCAGGUGAGAACCUACAGGGUAUAGGAAUACCUACAGGAAAGCUGGAUAUGUAUGUUGCUGCUGCUGGCAUAAACCCUCAAAGAGAUUUAUUGGAGUUGAGGAGUCCCACAAUCUUUAUGUUCUGUUUGUUUUUCCAUCACUUUUUCAAGGCUGUUCAAUUGGAGUUCCAUCUUCAGGUUGACGUGAUUGUCUUGACAGAUGGAAGUCGUAUUCUUGGCCUCGGUGACCUUGGAGUUCAGGGAAUAGGAAUACCUAGAUUGGAGGGAGAAGAGUAUCUAUCUAUUGUUGAUGAAUUUAUGGAAGUCGUGCAUACAUGUUGGCCUAAAGCUAUUGUUCAGUUUGAGGAUUUUCAAAUGAAAUGGGCUUUUGAAACAUUACAACGUUAUCGUAAGAGGUUCUGCAUGUUCAACGAUGACAUACAAGGAACUGCUGGUGUUGCUCUCGCUGGACUAUUGGGAAAUGUGAGAGCUCAAGGGCAGCUAUUGAGUGAUUUUGUUAACCAAAAGAUAGUAGUGGUAGGGGCUGGAAGUGUUGGGCUCGGUGUUCUUAACAUGGCUAUUCAGGCUGUUUUGAGAAUGGUAGGGAACAACGAUUCUACUGCAAGAAAUCGAUUUUUUUUCUAAUAGACAAAGAUGAACAAGGAUGAAUAAUCAAUGAAAAAGGAAUGAAGAGGUUUAUCCAUGCAAGCUUCAAACCAAAGCCAAGGAUGUCGAUCCUUCCAGGGGAGUCCAAAGUUCUCCCUUAUUUUUCUCCCUUUAUUUUGAUUUUCAAAAGUUUGCAAUUUUUUAAGUGGGGGUGGGCAAUUGCUUGCAUGUUUAGUCUAAACUUGGAGGUUCAAAUUUUGCCCAAAUUUCAAAAUUUCUAAAAAAAAUUUCCUUACAA